Lagenorhynchus albirostris (white-beaked dolphin) is the source of this 3126-nucleotide messenger RNA. RefSeq names its product suppressor APC domain containing 2 (gene SAPCD2). The coding region runs from base 183 to 1406 and encodes 407 amino acids. NCBI's taxonomy places the organism in Eukaryota, Metazoa, Chordata, Mammalia, Artiodactyla, Delphinidae. The record is from RefSeq and is a predicted model, not a curated record. The transcript is spliced from 5 exons.
UGGCCGCCGCGAAUGCUAAUGAGCGCUGACAACGCGAGGAAGCCCAUUCAAAAAGUCGCAGCUAUUGUCGCGACGGGUUGCGUGCCGCCGGGCCCGCCGUCGGGGCGCGCGGGGACGGACUCUGGGCCACGCGGGGACCAGCCCGGGGCAGGCCGAGGACCGAGGCGUGCCGGCGGGCGCCCAUGGCCGGAGCCGCAAUGGCCGAGCCCGGCCGCGGGCCGCCUUCCGCGCCCGCGCCCGGCACGGAGGGUCUGCCGCGCGCCUUCUUGCAGAGCCUGCGCACCCUCUUCGACAUCCUGGACGACCGGCGGCGCGGCAUCGUGCACCUGCGCGAGAUCGAGUCCCGCUGGCAGGGCGCCGACGCUCGCGAGCUGCCCCGCGGCGUGCUCGAGGGCCUGCGCCAGGUGGCCCCGGCCAGCGGCUACCUGACCUUCGAGCGCUUCGUGGCCGGCCUGCGCACCUCACUGCUGAGCGCCGACGGCGGCACGCGGGCCCCGGCGCGCGCCCCGGCCCGAGGAGGCUGCCCGGCGCGGCCCGGGGGGCAGCCGCCGCCGCCGCAGCGCCUGGUGUUCGCGCCGGCCGACGAGCCGCGGACGGUCCUGGAGAGGAAGCCCCUGCCCCUGGGCGCGCGCCCCCCGCCGGCCGGCCCGGGUGGCGCGGCCCGGAGCCUAGAGAAGCUGUGCAGCCCGGCGGAGGCGGCGCCCGGCCCGGAAGAGCCCGAACGGCCCCAGGGCGCGGCGCUGGAGCGGAGCCCGAACACGGACGCUGAUGCAGUGGCCUGCAGGGCCCGGGAGCUGGGCGUGGGGGACGCCCGGUGGGGCCCCCGUGCCCGAGGGGAACGUCGGAGACACACCAUCACCAACGGUGUGGACUGCGACCUGCUGAAGCAGAUGAAGGAGCUGGAACAGGAGCAGGAGGUGCUACUGCAGGGCCUGGAGAUGAUGGCACGGGGCCGGGAGUGGUACCAGCAGCAGCUGCAGCGCGUGCAGGAGCGCCAGCGCCGCCUGGGCCAAAGCAGGGCCAGUGCCGGCUUCGGGGCUGAGGGGAGCCCCCGCCUGCUGGGGCAGCUGCUACCCAAGGUGCAGGAGGUGGCCCGAUGCCUGGGGGAGCUGCUGGCCGCGGCCUGUGCCGGAAGGGCUCUGCCCUCGUCCUCCUCAGGGCCCCUGGGCCCCGCCCUGGCGCCCGCCUCGCCCGCGGUCCCCAGCUGGCAGCAGCAGACCGUCCUCAUGCUGAAGGAGCAGAACCGGCUCCUCACCCAGGUGAGCUGCGGGCGGGGUGCGUGGCCCGGGGCCGGAGGCUGGGCAGGCCCUGACUGCCCUCCUGCCUGCCCAGGAGGUGACCGACAAGAGCGAGCGUAUCACACAGCUGGAGCAGGAGAAGUCCGCCCUCAUCAAGCAGCUGUUUGAGGCCCGUGCCCUCAGCCAGCAGGACGCUGGGCCCCUGGACUCCACCUUCAUCUAGCCGGCCCCAGGCACGGACGAGGGGCCUCGCGGCCUGGCACUCAGCCCUGAGGCUGAAGGCGCCCUGGCCAGCCCGAGCACCGCCCUCCUUCCUCCCUUCCAGUCCGGGCUCCCCUAACCCCAGGAUGUUCUGAGACCCCAGACAUUGACUCCAUCUUGGUCUUGGGGGCCUGACCUGGGGUGGGACUCCAUCAUGCCAACACACAGCCCGAAGCUGCUCCUGCCACUGUCAGUGGACAGUGGGGGACACCCCCUCGUGUUCACCAGAUCUGGGCAGCCCUGGCAGCUGGUGUGUCUCCCCUCCCACCUGGGGUCUCCAGUGGACGGCACUGAUCACACUAGGCUGCGUUCCCAAGAGUGGCCAGCAGAGGGCGCCACAUGCACUGGUGACUGCGGCCUUGGAGGCCCUGCUGUAGUGUCUCAGAUGGGGCCCGGAGUAGGGGAACCUGGGGCGGGCUGGGACACCUGCAGGUCCAGUGGGUGAUUGGCCCCGGGGGUCCAAGGGCGUCUUGCCCCGCUCAAGACUAGGCGGCUGUCCCUCAGUCAGGAGCAGAUGGAGGGUGUCCUCUAAGGAGGGGGUUCUGCUUGUGUCCAGUUCCAGGGGAGCCCCGAGGGCAUGGUGUUGGGGAUUCACUGGAUUCGUGCCUGGGCCAAAGCUGGCCUGCUUGGUCCUCCCCAUGGACCUUAGAUGCUAAACAAACGGGCAGACCCAGGCCCCAAGCAGGGUUCAGCCUCCACAUCCCCGGCCCCCAGCCCUGCCGGCCCCGGGCUCUCCCGUUUCUGGGCUUUGCAAAUGCUCUUCCGUCCCUGGGAACACCCACUUCCUGCUUCACCUGACUGGCUCCUGCCCAGCCCUGCACCUUGGAUAUAGAGGGAACGAACCGAACCGGCAGAGGCUGAAACGGCAAAGGGGGUAGCCUUUGCCCUGAGGGUAUCUGCUUUCCCCCUGAGGUCUUCACGGAACUUGGAAGGCAGGACCAGAAGCCAGUGUCUGCCCCAGGGGUACUGCCCACAGAAGGCGGACCCUUCAGCUGCAGGGUGAGUGUGGAAGAAACCCGCGACUCAGGGAGAGGCCUUGUGGCGCUGGCUUUCCACGCAGGGUGGAAAAUGCAUCCUAUUCCUUUGCAGUCUGAAAUCAGGCUGCCUGUGCGGCCCUAGAGACCCCAAGGGGAGAAUUGUAAGUGGCCCCAGGUUGGCGGGGCCCAGGCGGCUGGUGGAAGCCAAACGUCCUCGCUAGAGCAGCGAGUGUUUCUUAGCCGUGCACGGGGGAUGUCUGGGGCCGCGUUAAGUCUUGGGGGAGCUGUCUGUGCCCCGUAGGAUGUUUAGCACCAUCCCUGGCCUCUAUCCACUAGAUGCCAGCAACACACACACACACUCAGUUGUGAUGACCAAAAUGUCUGGACAUUGCCAGUGCCCAGGGGGCAAAGUUGCCCUUAGCUGAGCAUCUCUGCUCUAGAGCAAUGCAACUCCACCAGGCCUCAAGGAUUUCCUACAGACCAAGUUCCAAGGAAAAUGAGCAUCUCCAGCUUAAAAAAAUUUUCACAAACACCACAAGGAAAGAAUCUACCAUGAGAGCCAGCAGAAACAGCAGAUUCAGAUAUUCAAUAAUCAGAGAACAUAAAAUGGCUGUGUUUUGUACGCCUGAAGAAAUAAAAGAGAUCCCAGA